CUGCGUCUCUGAAAUGACUUCAAGCUUCAGCAGCUAUCCGUGGUCCUGAAAAGCACUGCCCGUGCGCUGCUGCAUCGAGCAACUACCGUGAGGAGGUGGAUUCUUAGGACAGUAGCACGGCUGGAAAUGUAUUAUUUAACAGAAUAUAUAUAUUUUUGAUGAUACUUCAGGAAUUGAAAAACCACAACCAAAAUGAUCCCCAACAACUCAUUCAGGAAUCUAACGCUGGAGGACGUUUUUUUUCUUAUGAACAACUCGUCUGGGAACGAAACGCACAGCGAGUCUCACGGUAGCGCAAUCCUCAUCUCGUUCAUUUACUCGGUUGUCUGUUUAGUGGGACUGUGCGGAAACUCUAUGGUUAUAUAUGUAAUUUUCAGAUAUGCCAAAAUGAAAACUGCUACCAAUAUUUACAUUCUGAACUUGGCUAUCGCGGACGAGUUACUUAUGUUGAGUGUCCCCUUCUUGGUGACAUCUUCACUCCUUCAUCAUUGGCCAUUUGGCUCCCUUCUCUGUCGCCUUGUUCUAAGUGUUGAUGCUAUUAAUAUGUUUACGAGUAUUUACUGCUUAACUGUAUUAAGCAUAGACAGAUAUAUUGCAGUUGUGCACCCUAUCAAAGCCUCGCGGUACCGGAGACCCACAAUAGCUAAAAUAGUCAACUUUGGGGUUUGGAUAUUUUCUAUCCUAGUCAUUUUGCCCAUUAUUAUAUUUUCCACGACUGUUCCAAACUUGGACGGUUCGGUCGCUUGUAACAUUCAGAUGCCAGAGCCAAUGAACCAAUGGAUGGCCGUGUUUGUGAUCUAUGCCUUUCUCAUGGGCUUUCUGUUCCCAGUCAUUGCCAUCUGUAUGUGUUACAUCCUCAUCAUCGCCAAGAUGAGAGUGGUGGCACUGAAGGCAGGCUGGCAGCAGCGCAAGAAGUCGGAGAGGAAGAUCACGGUGAUGGUGGUGAUGGUGGUUACAGUGUUUGUCAUCUGUUGGAUGCCUUUUCACAUCGUGCAGCUUGUUAAUGUGUUUGUGGAGCACCAUAACGCAACACUCAUGCAACUUGCAGUGAUUUUGGGAUACGCAAACAGCUGCGCCAACCCGAUACUUUAUGGAUUUUUAUCAGACAAUUUCAAACAUUCGUUCCAAAGAAUUUUGUGCCUGCGCUGGAUGGAAAAUGCUACGGAGGAACCGAUAGAUUACUAUGCCACGGCUCUGAAAAGUCGUGGUUACAGUGUGGACGAAUUUCAACCGGACAACAUCGAACGUGAUAGCACUUUUAGAAAUGGAACCUGCACUUCAAGGACAACAACACUGUAGUAUAUUAACAUACAUUUAUGAAAAGCGGUGAUCAAGAUUAAUGUGACAACUGGGUUUUUGGCUAAUUAGACAGAUACGUCGUUAUUUAUCUUUGUUUUCUUUCAAUUAUUUAUAUGAACGGAAUUAAAAUGUUUCAUAAUCAAACUGUCUUAC
This is a messenger RNA of Esox lucius (northern pike), 1452 nucleotides long. RefSeq names its product somatostatin receptor 1a (gene sstr1a). Gene Ontology annotation, biological process: cellular response to estradiol stimulus; neuropeptide signaling pathway. The transcript has a single exon. Lineage: Eukaryota; Metazoa; Chordata; Actinopteri; Esociformes; Esocidae. Bases 193 to 1299 code for a protein of 368 amino acids. The record is from RefSeq and is a predicted model, not a curated record. Gene Ontology annotation, molecular function: neuropeptide binding; somatostatin receptor activity. Gene Ontology annotation, cellular component: membrane; neuron projection.